This is a messenger RNA of Miniopterus natalensis, 2788 nucleotides long. Lineage: Eukaryota; Metazoa; Chordata; Mammalia; Chiroptera; Miniopteridae. The record is from RefSeq and is a predicted model, not a curated record.
UAUCUAUUUAAAAAUUGCAGGAUAUUUUACUUCAAAUAAAGAACAUGGUGAAACUGAUCCACACGUUAGCCGAUCAUGGUGAUGAUGUCAACUGCUGUGCCUUCUCCUCUUCUCUCUUGGCUACUUGCUCCUUGGACAAAACAGUUCGCUUGUACUCCCUAAGUGACUUUACUGAACUGCCACACUCUCCGUUGAAGGGUCACACCUAUGCCGUCCACUGCUGCUGCUUCUCCCCUUCAGGACAUAUUUUGGCUUCAUGUUCAACAGAUGGUACCACCGUCCUAUGGAACACUCACAAUGGACAGACAUUGGCAGUGAUGGAACAGCCCAGCGGGAGCCCUGUGAGGGUUUGCCGGUUCUCCCCAGACUCCACGUGCUUGGUAUCAGGGGCAGCUGAUGGAACUGUUGUUUUGUGGAAUGCGCAGUCAUACAGGUUACAUAGAUGUGGUUGUGUCAAGGAUGGCUCCUUGGUGGCCUGUGCAUUUUCUCCCGACGGGAACCUCUUUGUCACUGGCUCCUCCUGUGGUGAUCUAACAGUGUGGGAUGAUAAAAUGAGGUGUCUGCAUAGUGAAAAAGCACAUGACCUUGGAAUUACCUGCUGCGAUUUUUCUUCACAGCCAGUUUCUGAUGGAGAGCAAGGUCUUCAGUGUUUUCGAUUAGCAUCAUGUGGUCAGGAUUGCCAGAUCAAAAUUUGGGUGGUUUCUUUCAGCCAUAUCUUAGGCUUUGAAUUAAAAUAUAAAAGUGCACUGAGUGGGCACAGUGCUCCUGUUCUGGCUUGUGCUUUUUCUCACAAUGGGCAGAUGUUAGUCUCAGGAUCUGUGGAUAAGUCUGUCAUAGUGUAUGACAUUAAUUCUGAGAAUAUACUUCACACGUUGACUCAGCAUACCAGGUAUGUCACAACCUGUGCCUUUGCACCCCAUAUCCUUUUACUUGCUACUGGUUCAAUGGACAAAAGAGUGAACAUCUGGCAGUUUGACCUGGAAACACUUUGCCAAGCAAGGAGCACAGAAGAUCAACUGAGGCAGUUUACUGAAGAUUGGUCCGAAGAUGAUGUCUCAACGUGGCUUUGUGCACAAGAUUUAAAAGACCUCGUUGGUAUUUUCAAAAUGAAUAACAUUGAUGGGAGAGAAUUGUUGAAUCUUACAAAAGAAAGUCUGGCUGAUGAUUUGAAAAUUGAAUCUUUAGGGCUCCGUAGUAAAGUUCUGAGGAAAAUCGAAGAGCUCAAGACAAAGCAGAAAACCCUUUCUUCUGAAAUUCCUGAUGAAUUCAUAUGUCCAAUCACUAGGGAGCUUAUGCAAGAUCCUGUCAUCGCAUCAGAUGGCUAUUCGUAUGAAAAGGAAGCAAUGGAAAAUUGGAUAAGCAAAAAUAAGCGAACAAGUCCCAUGACAAAUCUUACUCUUCCUUCAGUGGUACUUACACCAAAUAGGACUCUGAAAAUGGCCAUCAAUCGAUGGCUAGAGACUCAUCAAAAAUAAAAUUUGUAUUAUUUUGUAUUAUUUACAUUUUAUCAUUGAUCUCAUUUGAAUGAUUUAAAGGUAAAUACUAUUGGAACAUUAUUAAAAGCAAAAUGGAAGGAGAAGGUAAACUUCUUAAAUUUAGUUACCUAUAAAAAUAAUUAGUAUCUAUAUUUCAUUCUAACCUCUUUAUUUUUACAAAAGCCUUUUUUUUACCAGUGAAAAAACAAUCUUAACCUCUAGAGAAAUGAAGUUUUACUGACUUUAAACUGCAACGUUCAAUUUUAUUAGAUAUAGGUCAUAUCCCAUUCCAAUCAAAGAUUGGAAUAAUCUAGAAUAUAACAUAUUUAAAUCGUAGUUAAUAGUCAUUCAUUUGAUAAAACUUUGGAAUCCUUUUCUAAAGAUAAUUUGUAGCAAAAUAAUUGUAGUUUGUUUAUGACUAAAUAAUGAGCAAUUCUGUUGGAUUCUAGAUUUUCAAGGUGGUAAUUUUCUCCAUUGUCCAAAACCACUGUACAAGUUCAGUGUAAUAAAUUAUCAUGAAUAUCAAGUUAACUUUGCUGAAAUAUAUAAAGUGGCAGAUUAGCCUUUUUUUUUUUUUUGGAUGUAGAAUUCUUGAAGUUCCCACAUAAUAUUCCAAGCUAGGGGGACUAUACAUUUAAUACAACACUGAGUGUCCACUUAGAAGAAAACUUCAAGUUCAGGAAGUUGUGGUUGCAUUGCCUUUACAUACCUGUCAGAAGUCGUUCACCAGAAUGGAAGCCCUUAGCGGGAACACUUGUUAGAAUCAAACUGAAGGGCAGGCAGGGACCCAGAAUCUGUGUGUUUACCCCCAAAACCCUUGCUGUAAUUGUUCAAAAAUUUGAAAACUUUGAAAUCAAAGGGGAAAAGUGGUGUAAUUACCUUAUAUAUUUAGUCUUUUCCUAUGUUUUUUAAACUUAAAGCUAAUAAGCCCUGUGUUCACAGAAAGGUGGGAAGCCUAGCUACCACCGAAAUCUCCAAAUGCCUUUUCUAAUUGCUUUGUACAAUUUCUGUCAUCCUAAUAUGUAUUGUUGGAUUUUACUUCAUGUCAUAGCUAGGUUUCACAGUCUAUGAUUAUAGAAGUGUUUUUUUUCUUAUAAGGACAAAAAGGUUCUAAAAGGUGUUUUGCUAUUGUACUCUCUAGAGAAAGGAUGCUAACGUAAUUCAACUUUAAUUGAUAGAGCCCACCAUUGGACCCGGUAUCUUUUGUUUUGAUAAAGUGAUAGACUUAUUUUCCAAAGGAGGCUAUUUGGUUUUACAUAAAAAUUUCUAAAAAUCAUCAUUUACAGAAAAAUAAAAGGUUGGUUAUUUUUUAA